AUGCGUGCGUAUGUGAGCAUGGGCAUGAGCGCGCGUGUGUCGGCGUGCAUGUGUGAGCGUGCGCCUGUGUGCUUGUGUGUUAAAGCAUUUGUGGGCGUGCGUGCCUACGUGUACAUGAGUGUGCAUUUCACUGAGGAGAAGCUCGGGCAGGCAGAGAAAACCGAGUUGGAUGCUCACUUUGAGAACCUGCUGAGCCGUGCAGACAGCACUAAGAACUGGACCGAGAAGAUCCUGCGUCAGACUGAGGUCCUGCUUCAACCCAACCCAAGUGCCCGAAUUGAGGAAUUCCUUUAUGAGAAGCUUGACCGUAAGAUUCCCUCUCGGAUCACGAACGGCGAGUUAUUGGGCCAGUACAUGAUUGAAGCUGCCAGCGAAUUCGGACCUGGGACUCCUUAUGGUAGCACUCUGAUCAAGGUCGGUGAGGCCCAGAGACGCCUGGGAGCUGCUGACAGGGAUUUCAUCCAGUCUUCCAUGAUCAAUUUCCUGACACCUCUACGGAACUUUCUGGAAGGAGACUGGAAGACGAUCUCGAAGGAGAGGCGAUUGCUGGAAAACAGACGCCUGGACCUGGACGCCUGCAAAUCUCGGUUAAAGAAAGCGAAGGCAGCCGAGGCGAAGGCAGCAACGACACCCGAUUUUCAGGAGACUAGGCCUCGUAAUUAUGUGCUGUCGGCCAGUGCAUCUGCGCUCUGGAGUGAUGAGGUGACAAAAGCGGAACAAGAGUUACGACUGGCUCAGACAGGGUUUGAUCAUCAGGCAGAGGUUACCAGAUUACUGCUGGAGGGUAUCAGCAGUACUCAUACUAACCACCUUCGCUGCCUGCAUGAAUUUGUCGAGGCACAAGCCACCUAUUAUGCCCAGUGUUACCAGUAUACCCUGGACCUGCAGAAACUGUUGGGCAGGCUCCCCAGUGCAUUUGUGGGUAACUCGGACAAACCAGCUCCCCCCACUGGGGCUUCCCCGUCCACUGCCACCAUCCCGGUCGUUCCAUCGUUAGCGGGUCCGUGUAACCCCACACCAUCCUCGGUGGGCUUUGCUGAGGUUAGCCCCCCAUCCAGCGGGACGAGAAAAGCACGCGUACUCUACGACUACGAUGCAGCCGACUCCAGUGAGCUUGACCUCCUGGCCGAUGAGCUCAUCACGGUGUACAGUCUACCAGGAAUGGAUUCUGAUUGGCUGAUGGGUGAAAAGGGGUCUAAGGAAGGAAAGGUUCCAGUCACUUAUCUGGAACUACUGAACUAAAGAUCCCAUCAGGACCUUCCAUUGAAAGAUUGACCCUUGCAAAAAGACCACAUUAGCAUUUACCAAUUGUGUUCCGUUAAUUCCUAACAUCAUGUCCAACGUUUUUUUUUGGUGACUUUGAUUGCACCAGAAAGCUUUAAAGAAAAUUGCAAAGGUUUACAACAUUACUUUUAUAUAGUUUCUUUUCCAGGAAUUUAAAAGCAUCACUGAUCAUGUAUUUGAACAAUUAGGUUGUGAUGAAACCCUUUGAACGACGUGCUUAGCAAAACCUGAUAUAAUUUAAAACCGAACAAGCAAAUUCCCUGGGGACUGGCUCCGAGGGUGCUUCAGAAAUAUGCUUAGUUAGACCGGCUUUUUGUAGUUUGUACACUGGGACACUCUCUUUCAGACAGCCCACAGGAAUGAUGUAAUUGUAAUAGGUAACAGAAUGUAACGCCUCAGUUCAUCCAUACAGUCUCCAGUUUGGUUCGAAAUAUGGAGCCAUAGAGUGUCCUGGUAAAGGUCAAUUUGCAGCUCUUGUAGUGUAACUGGAGCCAAUAUUGUGAGUCUACUCUGCAUGGGCACAUAUAUGUCUUUCUGUCUGGUAAGGUGGAAUUUUAACUCCUGCAGGUGGAACUCUUCACUGAGACACCAAGGAUUUGUUUUGAAUUUUUAUGGGUGCGCAUUGCCGUACGUAGGUCACAGUGGAACAGCGUUCCCGUUUGUGGGUCAUCAGGAAGGAGAAACUUGGAUUUUCCAAAAUCGAGGAAGGCAGGUAGUGAUUGCUCCUGUGCACACUUCCCUUCCAUUGGCCAACCCUGCCAUCCUGAGCUGAUGAAACUGUCUCAGGCACUCGCCUCUUGCUUACGAGAAAUUUCAGGGGUUAGUUGUAUUUUCUUAAAAAAAAAGACUCACCAAAUCCAGAGUAGGAUAAAAGUUCACUUUAUUCUUCAAUUCCCUUUUGUAAGUUCAUUUUUUUUUGAGCUAAUUGUUUGACAUUCGAGGUGGUUUGCUUUGUGCAAGUUUAUAGAUUUGAACACUUUUAGGAAGGAAACUGGAUAUUGAUCAAGAGUCCUCAUCUCCUGCUCGUUCAGUAAACUGUUUGCAUUCCCCAUGUAAACUUAUUGUGCUUGCAAGGUACUGGUUGUGUGUUCAUUCCUUGGUCUGUAUUGUCUGCAUCGACCUGUAUGAACUCCUUCAAUCUGAGUGUAUUUGCUGCCUGUUUCAGCUGUUCUAUGCAUAGUGAAUGACCUUUAAAGAAUAAUAAAGCAUUGAAUUCACACUGA
Molecule: messenger RNA, 2507 nt
Organism: Rhincodon typus (whale shark)
Lineage: Eukaryota; Metazoa; Chordata; Chondrichthyes; Orectolobiformes; Rhincodontidae
Gene: sh3glb2b
Product: SH3-domain GRB2-like endophilin B2b
Exons: 11
Coding region: 1-1242 (413 amino acids)
Biological process (GO): membrane organization
Cellular component (GO): membrane; cytoplasm
Molecular function (GO): protein binding
Source: RefSeq, a predicted model, not a curated record